AUCGAUGUUUAAAUAUCCAGUACGCAAAGCAGCACUCUAUAUGUUUGGGAAUCUUGUGGUGUUGUUGCUGUGUUGGAGUCUGGUGCGGGAGCGACGGCCUCCCGCAUGCGUCACCCACUGUUUCCUGUGUGGCUGUGUGAUUGGGUUAACUCUUGCGCAGUUGCGUCGUGUCUUGGGGGUCGAGAAUGCAUGUGGAUGGCCUCCUGCAUAUGGCCUCAUGGAGGUCAAAGUAUUUGGGGGAACGGGGGAACUGUCGAGACACAGGGAAAUCAGAGAAGAACCGUUUGCUUUUCAUGGUCGUAGAGAUAGAUAGCAUGGCCAUGCUCAUGAGCAGAGAACUGACAACGGCGAAACAAUAUCAUCAACUAGCCUUCGUCGCUCAUAAUCAU
Sodiomyces alkalinus F11 is the source of this 389-nucleotide messenger RNA. RefSeq lists its product as hypothetical. The record is from RefSeq and is a predicted model, not a curated record. NCBI's taxonomy places the organism in Eukaryota, Fungi, Ascomycota, Sordariomycetes, Glomerellales, Plectosphaerellaceae. The transcript has 2 exons. The annotation marks the transcript as partial.